This is a messenger RNA of Daphnia carinata, 1875 nucleotides long. RefSeq lists its product as uncharacterized. Bases 170 to 1639 code for a protein of 489 amino acids. NCBI's taxonomy places the organism in Eukaryota, Metazoa, Arthropoda, Branchiopoda, Diplostraca, Daphniidae. The transcript has 6 exons. The record is from RefSeq and is a predicted model, not a curated record.
GGAGAAAGAAAGGCUUUUAUUUGAUCAGUUGCUCACAAUAUCUUAGUCCAGUCUUUGCAACAUUUCGAGUAGCAUCCAGAGCAGGAUCCAGUUGAAGAAUAAAAAGCCUUACUUUUUGGUGUUGUGACCUGUGAUUUUACAUUGUCUCCAUUGAUCGGCUAUCAGUGAAAUGCACCAGUUUUAUUCAGUUAUGUCAUUGAUAGCUUUCUGUGUUGGUGUUACAUCUGCAGGAAUUGUGGAUCGAAUCCAGUACAAUCCCAUCAAGUCUUUUUUCCAAGGCACAAAAGGAGCUGAUGCGUUUCAAAGUCAACACAACAUUCCUUACGAAGCAGCCAUCUUUGAUGAUGAUAUACUAAUCAACCACUUUCAAACAACUAGUGACUAUGAGAGACCAACAAGCACAUUUUCCAAAGAGCCAUCUACUAUUAGCAAACUCAACAGAAGGCCAUCACUUUCAAGACGUAGACCACAGUCUAGCACAAGACGUAAACCGUCAACACUACCACAGUCUAGCACAAGACGUAAACCAUCAACAUUACCACGGCGUUCAAAUACUAAGAAGGUCGACGUAUCCCCCAUUCCCGUCACAGGAGCUCAUGCCGUAGUCGGUACCCACUUCGGCGAAAUAUCCAUUUUUACCAGCAAUGGGCGUUUAUGGCUCAAUGCUACCAGCCUAGAGAGGCCUGUGCCACUAGGAGCUGCCAAGGACAGCGAUUCCAUCUCCGUUGGCAAUAAAAACGCCAAUGAAAUAUGGGUCAAUACAACCAGCUGGUAUAAACUCGUCUCUCUCGAUGACGUAGCUGCUGGGCGAAGGCCUGUUUCGCUUCCCAAAGAAAAACGCAAGCCCGUGAAAGUGGAUAGCGACAUUGUUGAACGGAGACCACUGAGCAAAGGAAGCAUCUCAUCAGAUUUUGUCACCCGGCCACCUAUCGUUCUGCCGGAAAAAGGAACUUAUCAAUAUGAUACUUGCGGACUAAACGUUGUUCUUCCCUUAACGGCUGAUCGUAUCGUCUUGAGAGAACAAGGAAUUAAACCAAACUACAAAUCGACAGGAUUCCCGCAUGAACGUGAUUAUCCUCUAGUGUGUACUUGGAAUAUCAAGGUUAAUAAAGUCUGUCGCCGUGCACGCAUUACCAUGAAGGUGGACGAACGCAGUCGCUUGCCUGAUGUAGCAGGAUGCAUCAAAGGAUAUCUUCAAAUAUCUCCGUUCAUGAACCAAACCAGACUUUGCGGUCGUAUUGAUAGCAUUCCGCCCUACCAUUGGUACGUUGACGACCAACAACCCAAUGAUGUUAUCAUUACCAUGAAAAACAUUGGAAUCAACGAUGGCUACUCAGAGGGCUUGUCGUUUACCCUUCAAGGUGAAUGUCUGCCAAUUGAAAGAGGAACGUUUGACGUUGACAAGGAAAAUGUUGAAUCCAAUACCAACUGGAUGGAUCGUCUGGUCAAAGAGAUUGCAACGACAGGUUAUGGAGCAACGUUAGCUGACAGUAGCGUGAAAUUAACACCCAAGAAACCCAGUUUGUCGGAAGUUCAUCCUGACGAUGGAAAGAGACAUGUAAACUCAACCCAUGUGCCUGCUGUUCCUAUCGAUCAGAUUUUUUACGAUGCUAUCUCUUAUAUUACGACGCUAUUUUAAGUCUGAAUUAUUUAACGACUCCCCGAGAGAAUAAUGAUCUAACCCAAAUAUUUAGAUUCCGUGUUAUGCAAGUCCUGUUUUUUCGUUGUUGACUUGUAUUUUUGACAAUUCAUUUUGUUAUUGCUGCGUAUUAAUAUUACGGCAGAGCCUUAAAUUUAUGUGGAAUUGGCAAGUGUAAGGCAAAAUCUAAAAGAACGGCGAAAUUAGUCUACAAAAUAUAAAAUAUACGCAUUCAG